Cylindrotheca closterium is the source of this 762-nucleotide messenger RNA. The record is from the annotation of a GenBank genome assembly. NCBI's taxonomy places the organism in Eukaryota, Bacillariophyta, Bacillariophyceae, Bacillariales, Bacillariaceae.
AUGGAUCACAUCAAUUCAUUCGGCAAAGGCCUGACACCGGUCAAGAGACCUCAAUCCAUCGUCCACCGGAUUGGACGUAUGAGUUCCUCAAUCUCUUUGCCUUUUGGAAAGAAGAGCGCAAAGACGUUCACCAAGAAUUCAAAGAAAGACAAGAAGAUCAAGAAGAAGUGUACUCGAAAGUCUACUAAAAUCGUUAAGAAAGAGGAAACUACCUUAACUCUUGCAGAAUCUUCUCAUUCUGCAGCCCUCACUUCAGAAACUGUCGAUGAGUUUGGCAGUCUUUGCCACAGCGAUGAAGAUUUCUCAGAAGGGACAAUGGGAGGAGAAAACCUGGAUCAAAGCACUCACCACGAAGAAGAAGACUUCUUUGUUGCUCUGAACCAAAACGAGUUCCUGAUUGAGUGUUUUAUGACCAAUGAAUGCAGCGACCAAACCUUCAUUGUACAUUUCUACGCCGAAGAUUCACCGUCUCUAUCAUACGAUAUUGAGGAAGCCAUUUUGAUUCGUACCAUGGAAUCUGGAUCCAACUGCCAAUGCCGUCGAGUGAACUCAAGACUGACCCCGCUGUUUACAGCAAAGCUUGGCAUUGAUCCCGACCAACCAACAAUUGUUGCAAUCCGAAAUGGUGUUGUCGUAGACAGAAUAUCCGACAUCUCUCCUGGAUGCUGGGAACUCGAGAAGUGGAUUUCAGACACUGGCAUAUUGACGCAAAAGCCAGACAACAACAGUGCAUUCCCCAGCAUGAAUGUACACUCGUGUUGA